This is a messenger RNA of Apis mellifera (honey bee), 1565 nucleotides long. RefSeq names its product F-box only protein 9. The coding region runs from base 157 to 1488 and encodes 443 amino acids. Gene Ontology annotation, cellular component: SCF ubiquitin ligase complex. Lineage: Eukaryota; Metazoa; Arthropoda; Insecta; Hymenoptera; Apidae. Gene Ontology annotation, biological process: SCF-dependent proteasomal ubiquitin-dependent protein catabolic process. Gene Ontology annotation, molecular function: protein binding. The transcript is spliced from 7 exons. The record is from RefSeq and is a predicted model, not a curated record.
CCGGUAUGACCUUUAAUUGAAUCGCAAAGCAGAAAAGCGAGAACCAUGGCGGCGGUCUUGUUGGCGAGAUUGUACUUUCGCUGUGUGGUACGCUUUUCUGACCGAGAGUACAAAGGUUGAAGGAAUAAUACUGUGGAAAUUGAAACAGGAAAAAAAAUGAGUCACUCCAGUGAAUCCAGUGAAUCAGAUGAUGGAGGAGACGAUCAAGAAGGGUCUUCUUUUUCGGAAACAAACAUUGAGGAUGCUCUAACAUCUUUCAGAGAGCAAUGGCAGCGUGAAUUAGAAAUAUCGCCAAAACGAGAUCGACCAAAAACUCAAUCCACAAAAGCAGUUAAAGUUGAUGUUUCUAAUGAUGAAGAAUCUAUUGAAAGCAAGGCAAAAAAUUUAUUUUUGAAAGGAAUUGAAUAUGAGGAAAGAAGGAAGUUCUAUGAAGCAAUUCAGUUCUAUAAACGUGCUGUGUUAUUAGUUCCUGAUAUUGAAUUUCGUUUAUAUGAAUCAACUAAAGUAAAAACAAAUGAUGAUGGUCAUGAAGGAUUUGAUAAUGAUAUAAAUAAUAUUGAUGAUAAUGUUGAAAACCAUAAUGAAGAAGAUGAAGAAGAAAGUGAUUUAUAUGUUAAAUUAUGCAAAAUCGUAAAUCAAAAUAAAUGCGUUUGUUUUCCUAAAUUUGAACAAACAACAACACAUAUUUCUGCCUUGCCUAUGGAAAUAGUAUUAUAUAUUCUAAGAUGGGUUGUAUCCUCAGAACUUGACUUAAGAUCUCUUGAAAUGUUCUCCAGAGUAUGUCGUGGAUUUUACAUAUCUGCAAGAGAUACAGAAAUCUGGAGACUUGCUUGUAUUAGAGUAUGGGGUGUGAAUUGUGGAACUUAUGCUCCAAAAUAUCAAUCAUGGAGAGACAUGUAUUUGCAACGGCCUAGACUGAGAUAUAAUGGAUGUUAUAUUAGUAAAACCAGUUACAUUCGUGAUGGUGAAAAUAGUUUCCAAGAUCGAUUUUAUAGACCUUGGCAUCUGGUGGAAUACUUCAGGUACCUGAGAUUUUUUCCGGAAGGAAGAGUUUUGAUGCUAACUUCAACUGAUGAGGCCCAAAGUUGCGUAAAUUCUUUAAAAUAUCGUACUCCGCGCAAUUCAUCGGUUCUUAUUGGUCAUUAUAGAUUACAUGAUAAUUGCGUCAUUUUAAUGCUCAAAAAACAAGAAAUAAAAGGAGUUAGUACAUAUAGAAAAAAGAAAAAAGAAACUAUGCAUGAUAGUGGGGAACAAACAUUUCAUAUUGAAUUUGAAAUUCAAGAUCACCAUAGACGGUUAAAUUCGCAAUUGAAAUGGUUAAGUUAUACAAUAUUUACAAAGUAUAGAAAUGGCCAUGAAGCGAAAAUGUGUUUAAAGGAACCGUCUGUAAGAGAAUGGAGAGUAUCAGCUAUUGGUGGACGAUAUCCAUCACUUAAAUUUAGCAGAGUUAAAAGUUAUACUCAAGAAAGUGAAGCUCCUUUACAGUAAUUGUAAUUAAAUAUAAAUUUGGUGGUUUUGAUUAUGUAAAAAUAUAUAAUGAAAUGAAAAUUUAAGAGAAGACUAUA